Molecule: messenger RNA, 1241 nt
Organism: Bicyclus anynana (squinting bush brown)
Lineage: Eukaryota; Metazoa; Arthropoda; Insecta; Lepidoptera; Nymphalidae
Product: lipase 3-like
Exons: 5
Coding region: 1-1236 (411 amino acids)
Biological process (GO): lipid metabolic process
Molecular function (GO): hydrolase activity, acting on ester bonds
Source: RefSeq, a predicted model, not a curated record
AUGUCGAACAUAGACAUUGUUUUAAGAAUUGUUUUCCUUCUGUAUGUAACUAGUGGUGAUCAUUCGGUAAUAGCGAAAGAGGAAGAUGUUAGUAGUCUGUACAACAAUAUAAUGGAAGAUGCCUCAUUGGAUACUUUCACCCUCGUGCGGAAGUACGGAUACCCGUGUGAAAUACACAGAGUGUACACAGAAGACAAGUAUGUUUUGGAGUUGCACAGAAUUCCAUACGGUAAACACAACACCAGUAGAGAGCACCGACCAGUGGUGUUCUUGCAACAUGGACUAUUGUCGACAUCUGCUGAAUGGGUCUUGAUGGGCACCGAUAAAGGAUUGGGCUACAUUUUAGCCGAAGCAGGAUACGACGUAUGGAUGGGUAACGCCAGAGGUAAUACGUAUUCCCGCAGACACAUCUCAAUAAAGCCAUCAUCCUCAUCAUUCUGGAAGUUUAGUUGGCAUGAGAUCGGCUACUAUGACAUCCCAGCAAUGAUAGACUACGUCUUAAAAGAAACUGGUGUGCCGAGUCUCCAGUAUGUGGCAUUCUCUCAAGGCACCACUGCAUUCUGGGUUAUGACGUCAACAAGACCGGAGUACAAUGACAAAGUUAGAGCUAUGCAAGCGCUUGCACCUGUUGCUUAUGUUGGGAAUAUCAGAAGUCCUCUUAUCAGAGCUAUAGCGCCAUUUACAAAUUCUUUAGAAAAAAUAAUGCGUUUGAUUGGCACAAAUGAGUUCAUGGCUAACGGAUGGAUCAACGAAAUAGCGGGACAAAAGCUGUGCCUUGAAGAAGCCGUCACGCAGUCUUUAUGUGCCAACAUAUUGUUCCUUCUGUGCGGAUACAAUGCUCAACAGUUGAAUAGAACAAUGCUACCAGUAGUCCUCGGUCACACUCCAGCCGGUGCAUCCACAAGACAAAUGAUUCACUUUGGCCAGUUGUACAAUUCCAAAAAGUUUACCAGAUUCAAUCACGGAUGGUUUGUAAACAAACGUACCUAUGGCAGAUUUACGCCGCCAGCUUACAACUUAAGUGCAAUAACAACACCCAUAUUCCUACACUACGGGGACAAUGACUGGCUUUCCACCCCAGAUGACGUCAACUACCUAUUGAGAGAAAUAAAAUCUGUAAUAGGAAAGUUUAGAGUGCCGCAUCCUAAAUUCAACCAUUUAGACUUCAUAUUCGCAAUUGAUGCAAAACAGCUUAUAUAUGAUCGCAUUAUAAAAAUUAUGUCACGUUUUAUUUGAAUAAA